AGAUUUAGUGACGGACCAGGAAGUAAACAUAACGUAUUAGUUUUAUCCCUUCGUUUUUAUCUAUCUCUCCUUUUUCAAAUACGAAUUUACAUUAUAUGAUACGUUUACCAAUACGCAAAGAAACAUCUGUACCAUUUUAAUAGUUUAAAUACUGUUUAAGUAUUGUUUAAGUACCCACAUUCGCAAAACAGCCUUGGAUUAUUUUAAAUAUUUUACAAAAUAACCAAAGAUCGCAUGUUUGUUAAGUUAAACUCAUGAUAUUACCGUAGUUAGACCUGCUAAUGACAUCAAGUGGUUUCACAAUGAAGAGAUUUUACACAUGCAGUUGCUUUUUUACCGACAACAUUUUUCUUGAAGAAUACAAACUUCAUGUUCGAUUCGUCUCGGAGAAUCAGUUUAGGAAGGACUAUGAAAGUAUCCUUAGAUCCCUUGGUUGUGUGUCUAGAUCUCAAGUCAACGACGUGCUUAGAAAGAUUAAUGUAGAAAUCAAGAGAAGGCAUAAUCAUACAUUGGAAUCAGCAAAGAGAGCAGCUAUCAUCCAGGAGAUUUAUAAACCUCUACAUCAGCAUGUUUAUCAUCUACAGGAAUCAUUUCUGGCCCCAGAGCUUUUACAGAUUGUUAAAUAUGUUGGUUCAAGUGAAGCAAACAUGGAGGGACUGAUGAAUCUUAUCCAGACAGAGGCAGCUCCAGGAGUCUACCGAUUUCCAGUGUUCACAAAGGAGUUCUGCAAGGACCUCAUAGAGGAGCUGGAGCAUUUUGAACAGUCUGAGGCACCAAAGGGCAGGCCAAACACCAUGAACAAUUAUGGGAUUCUACUUAAUGAACUUGGCUUUGAUGAAAGCUUCAUCACCCCACUAAGGGAGCUCUAUCUGCAUCCACUCACAGCUCUGCUGUACAGUGAUUGUGGAGGAAGCUCUUUGGAUAGUCAAAAAGCUUUUGUGGUGAAGUAUGCAAUGGGAGAAGACUUGGAUCUUAGCUAUCAUUAUGACAAUGCUGAAGUGACUCUCAAUGUAUCACUGGGGAAAGAGUUCAUGGAGGGGAACCUGUUCUUUGGAGCCAUGAGACAGGUGCCUCUAAGUGAGACCGAGUGUGUGGAGGUGGAGCAUCACGUAACUGAGGGUCUGCUCCACAGGGGCCAGCACAUGCAUGGAGCUUUGCCUAUUUCCUCAGGCGCACGCUGGAACCUGAUUAUAUGGAUGCGAGCUUCACAUGAAAGGAACAAACUCUGUCCCAUGUGUGGUAAGAGACCAACACUCGUAGAGAGUGAGGGAUACAGUGAUGGCUUCACCAUGGAUCCUGAUGACUCUACCAGGAACAUGUCAUGUUCUUUACCAUGAUGUUAUUCCAUGCAUAUCAUGUGUGUUGUCCUGCAGAUUCUUUUUCAUGUGAGUUGACUGUCAGGAUAAUUAUUAUUUUUUAUUUUUUUUUUAAUCAGUGUAGCUUUAUGUUAAGGAAUCAGGAGUAGUUGUGUGUUCUUAAAUGUAAAUGACCAGAUUUUUUUUAUAUUAUGAUUGUAAAUGUAGUGUAUUUAAACCAGAUAUUUAUUUGGGAAAUCAUUGUAUUUGUAUCUUUACAUGAAUUAUUAAGAUAUACAAGGCAUUUGAGAUGACAUACAACAUCAAUUCAAUUUUACAAAACAAGGAAUAUGGCAUAUAUGUACAAAAACACAUCAAUUUGAAUAAAUACAUAUUUUUAAUCUGCCAACUCAUAUCCUUUACCAGAAUUCAAUUUUCAGGAGACAGAAUUAUUGAAUCUCACUUCAAUUCUCUCUUAUUCCAGAGCUUAAAUCUCAUCAGCCUACAUACAUCAGAUAUAACACUGCACAUUUGCAUAUAUUCACAUACAGCAUACAUAAAUACAGACAAUAACAUCCCACUUAUAUUGUUAAGGAUUCAAAUAGACAUUCUUAAACUCACAAGUUUAGAAAGUUAAAGGACAAAAACUUUCAUGUGAGGUUUCAAAGCUCAUUUUUUGGUUGUUUCUUUUCCCCAACUUAGAUUUUUGAGAGUCAUAUGCAGGAAAAGAAAGGGAAAGGAAGGAAAAGCAUGACUGUUUGGAGAAAGGCAACACUACACUGGUAUAAGCAGUUUACAGGAGAAAACAACCAUAAUCGUUUUCACAAAAAUAUUGUAAUCUUGAAAAUAAAGUUUGUCUAAAAUGAAAAGUGCAAAAGGUCACUUUACUGCAUAUAUAUAAAUAGAAUAUAGUAGAAUAUAGUAUAUCUUCAUUUGUAGGAUGACAAUAAACUUAAUACCCUCUCAUAUCUUUUCCCAUUAUCUGUGGUAUUACACUGAUUCCAAUUAGUACUGUAUAAUUUACGUUUUCAUAUAGCUGUUUUCUAUGUUUCAAUUGAUGUGGUUUUUAAAAUGAAAAACAAAAACAAUAUUUUAUGCAUGAGAUGCAUAAGUAAUGCAUGACUUUUGGUCAGUCUUUGCCCUUUAAAAAACAAUUCAAUAUCUGACUUCUUAAACAGUGUCUGAUGCCUACCCAUCUAAAAGCGCUGUCCUUAUGAUCCCCACUAUCAUACAGUUGAACAUGUGUAUUAGCAACACAUUAGCUGAAAUGGAGUGUAUAACAUUCCACACUCCACAUUG
Messenger RNA from Xyrauchen texanus (razorback sucker), 2594 nucleotides. RefSeq names its product 2-oxoglutarate and iron-dependent oxygenase domain containing 2 (gene ogfod2). Gene Ontology annotation, molecular function: iron ion binding; oxidoreductase activity, acting on paired donors, with incorporation or reduction of molecular oxygen; L-ascorbic acid binding. NCBI's taxonomy places the organism in Eukaryota, Metazoa, Chordata, Actinopteri, Cypriniformes, Catostomidae. Bases 282 to 1337 code for a protein of 351 amino acids. The record is from RefSeq and is a predicted model, not a curated record. The transcript has 7 exons.